UUUCCAUUCACUCCAUUUUGCUUUGAGCUUCACAGAUUAAACAACUCUGCAUUGCUUGAGUUUGAGGUUUUGUAAGAAGAAGAACACUAAACAAACAAAAAUGCAUAAUCAAAGAGCAAGAACAGAAAAGAAGGGAAGGCAGCUUCAGCAUACAGAUUCUUCUGAAUCUUACUCACCAAACAGCCAGUCGGAGUCUUCGGACCUCCCUUCCUCUGCAAGAAAGCGUUUGAUUUCAGAUUCCAGUGUAGUUCGUACCCGCCGUUCCUUGAGAUUAGCAAAUAAGUAUAUUAGAACUAGAACCACCCCUGUUCAGGUUAACCUAGUCUCACAUUCCACUGAAACUUAUGCCUGCCGUUCCUCUAUGAGAUUAGAACAACAAGAGAUUGUUGAAACUGGAACAACAGCAGAGAAGAUUACAGAAGUGAGUGAUAAUGAGAAGCAAAUGGUUAAUCACUCGACUCAAGUGGAAGAGCACAAUGCAUUGGAAGUAGAACGUGCCCCUCUUGAGAAGGAACCUUUGGCUGAGGGUACUCAAGCAUCGGUUAACUCUAGGGAAAGAAUGGACAAGAACAACAGUAGGUCUAUUUCAAUGGUUGCACAUUCAUCCUCACAAUUCAGCCUUCAAUUUACUCACAUAGUUAAUAUGUGGGAAAAUGAAGGUGAUGAUGAAGUUGAUUCUGUGGGACAAAGCUCAACAAUGGACAGAAUUGAAGGAUACCAAGUGAAGAAAGAAUUCAUGCCCCUGUUAAGAAAUAUUCUCUCUAAUCAUGGAGAUAUUUUUGAGAAUUCCUUGAUAUUGACAGAAAGAUUCCGAUCACUUCUUUUGGAGACAAUAUGUGAGAUCAUCUCAGAACUGAAAGACAAGGAUCUCGUCAAAAUCACAGAAGAUAGGCUGCAAAGCAUGAUUGCCCUUGCAAAUGAAAUGAAAAAUAUGCAAGUGAACAUUGAGUGGCUUCACCUGAGAUUGGAAGAGAUAUAUGAGGCAAGGAAGAUUCUUAAACAAUCUGGCAUGCUGAAGGAGAGAAAAGAUAGCAACAAAAAGGUCAUCGAAACUGUGCAGAGAGAAUUGGAUCAGUGUCAACAAGAAAAGGAGGCAUUGGAAGCAAAGUUCCAAUCAUUACGUGAGAGAAUAUGUGAUAAAGAGUCUGCUUGCAAGGAGACACUAGCAAGAGCACAGGAUGAAUAUGCUUGCAUAUCUCAAACUAUCACAGAUGCUAAAUCUAAAGUGAAGCGCUUUUUAAAUUGCUCUCUGGUGAAUGGUUUGCUUUAG
Messenger RNA from Vigna radiata var. radiata (mung bean), 1270 nucleotides. RefSeq lists its product as uncharacterized. The transcript has 2 exons. The record is from RefSeq and is a predicted model, not a curated record. NCBI's taxonomy places the organism in Eukaryota, Viridiplantae, Streptophyta, Magnoliopsida, Fabales, Fabaceae. The coding region runs from base 101 to 1270 and encodes 389 amino acids.